Messenger RNA from Spea bombifrons (plains spadefoot toad), 684 nucleotides. RefSeq names its product putative claudin-24. Gene Ontology annotation, cellular component: bicellular tight junction; plasma membrane. Bases 1 to 633 code for a protein of 210 amino acids. NCBI's taxonomy places the organism in Eukaryota, Metazoa, Chordata, Amphibia, Anura, Pelobatidae. The record is from RefSeq and is a predicted model, not a curated record. The transcript has a single exon. Gene Ontology annotation, molecular function: structural molecule activity. Gene Ontology annotation, biological process: cell adhesion; bicellular tight junction assembly.
AUGCAUCCAGCACUUUGUUUCACAGAACUUGCAGGCCUCUUCCUUUCUCUUACUGGUUAUCUCUGCUGCCUGGUGGCUUUGUUCAUUCCUCGCUGGCUGAUUUGCUCUUCAGGUAUACUCGUGAAUGAAAGCUUUUUUCUAGGUUUGUGGCAAACCUGUGUGAUGCAUGAUAUAGGCUCAAGUGUCUGUCAAAAUUAUGGAACCCUCCUUGGCCUUCCUGUUGAAAUCCAAAUGGGUCGCAUCCUAGUGUGUCUUUCAUUGUCUGCCGGUGCCCUGGGAUUUUUGUCUUCCAUACCCGCAUUGACCUGUGUGAAGUGUCUGGACCACAACCAACAACAUGUAAGAAGAACCCUAGUCAUUUUUGGAGCAGUUCUCUUGGAGCUUUCUGGAAUGUUAACUUUCUCCUUUGUGUCAUACCUUGCACAUUACUCCCUGGAAAAAUAUUUGGACUCAACUAUACCCAAAAGUCUACCCCGUUGGGAAUAUGGAGAUGCUAUGUUUUCUGGAUGGAUUGGUGGAUUUCUUUUAUUAGCUGGGGGAACAGUUCUUAUGAUUUCACAACUCUACAUUUUACAAACAGUGCCUCAACCAAUUAAAACAAAUCGAAGUUCUUCUAACAUGGAAUACGUCUGAAACCAUAUGGCAAGACAAUAUUUUAAGUCUUUCAAAUUAGGAACUUUCAAA